AUGGCCACAGCCAUCUACGCCGCCGGAGAUCCGCCGCCGAAAACCCGUCUCGUGGAUAAGCAGGCUUUACGAUCAGUCGGACACCAUCCCCUCGCUGCCUUCCGGGCGAAGUCGUCUGAAUAUCGCUCAUUUAUGUCACCUCAUACAGACUCCCCAUCGGAGCCGUGA
Aspergillus luchuensis is the source of this 168-nucleotide messenger RNA. RefSeq lists its product as uncharacterized. NCBI's taxonomy places the organism in Eukaryota, Fungi, Ascomycota, Eurotiomycetes, Eurotiales, Aspergillaceae. The record is from RefSeq and is a predicted model, not a curated record. Bases 1 to 168 code for a protein of 55 amino acids. The transcript has a single exon.